UCGCUGUGCAUUAUGGGCACGGCUCCUCCCCACGUGUCUGUGGAGCGCAGUCAACAUGGAAUCACAGCAGCAACCCCACGCAACCUGAGUUAGUGGACUACACUUCUGGGCUGUCCCCACACGGAUGAGAUAGCCAGAACUGUCCGGUGAAGUGUGCAGGUUGGAUCCCUGAGAUCUGCUGCCGCUCCUCUCCUGUGUCGUCUCCUCUCGCCCCUUCGCUUUGAUCACACCAGUAUGGCCAGCGGGGACAAUGAUGACCCCAUUAUAGAAGAGAUUGACGUGUAUCUCUCCAAAAGUCUCGCAGAUAAGCUGUAUCUUUUCCAGUAUCCCGUCCGACCGUCCACUAUGACCUACGAUGAUGUCAACCACUUGGCGGCUAAGAUCAAACCCAAGCAGCAAAGGGUGGAGCUGGAAAUGGCCAUCGACACCAUGAGUCCAAACUACUGUCGCAGUAAAGGAGAGCAGAUAGCUCUGAACGUGGACGGCACGACUUACGAUGAAACCAACACCUACUCAGCUAAAAUGAUGGACAAACAGACCUUCUCCUCCAUCCAGGCCACCACCAACACCUCCAGAUAUGCAGCUGCUGUGUUUCGCAAAGGUGAGCUUCAUGUCACGCCUCUGACUGGGAUCCUUCAGAUGAGGCCCAGCUUCUCCUACCUGGACAAAGCCGACAACAAAACCAGAGAGAGGGAGGCGGCCAAUGAAGGUGGAGAUUCGUCUCAGGAUGAAGCUGAGGAGGAAGCCAAGGCCAUAACGGUGAGGUUUGCUCGUCCCGAGUCGGAGCAGGCCCGGCAGAGGAGGAUCCAGUCGUACGAGUUCCUGCAGAAGAAGCAGGCGGAGGAGCCGUGGGUUCACCUGCACUACCACGGAUUCAAGGACGGACGUUCAGAGCAUGAAAGGCAGUAUCUGUUCUGUCAGUCGGUGGACGCCUCAGAGAACUCAGAGCUGGUCAAAAGUCCAAAGGAGUACCUGGCGAUGCUGAUGCCUCCUCUUGCAGAGGAGAAAGUUGUGAAGCCUGUCGGUCCCAGUAAUGUCCUUUCAAUGGCUCAGCUCCGCACUCUGCCUCUAGGAGAGCAAGUCAAGACCCUGAUGAAGAAUGUCAAAGUGAUGCCGUUUGCUAACCUCAUGGGGCUUCUGGCUUCUGGCACCGACUCGACUGCAGCUCUGCGUUGCAUCCAGCAGGUGGCGCUGCUGGUUCAGGGGAACUGGGUUGUCAAGAGUGAUGUUCUGUAUCCUAAAAACACCUGCAGUCCUCACAGCGGCGUCCCAGCUGAAGUCCUCUGUCGGGGCAGAGACUUUGUGAUGUGGAGGUUCACGCUGGAGCGCUCCGUGAUGAGGAAGGAGAUUGCUUCCAUCAUCAAACUUCCUCCGGAGGAUGUGAAGGAGUUCCUGGAGCAUGUGGCGGCUCCUCGGGUCAACCGGGGCUGGGAGUUCCUGCUGCCUACCGAUGUGGACUUCAUUAAGAAGCACCCAGAUGUUGCGCACAGGCAGCACAUGCUGUGGCUCGGCAUCCAGAGCAAGUUGGAAAAGGUGUUUAAUUUCUCUAAAGAAGAUUUUUUGCCAAAGAAUUCCCCUCAGCCCGAUCCCGUCUACGUCAGCGGGGAGCAGCGUCUGAAGAUGGCUCACGAACGAGCGUAUGAAAAGCAGUUGUCGCUGCAGAAGGAGCUGGACGCCAGACGUGCAGGAAGCAGCGUCCACAUCAAGCAGGAGCCCGUCAGCGACAGGGAGGACGAGCCAAUGGACACGUCGUCCUCCAUCCCCAACGGUUCUGUCAAUGGUUACCCCAGUGUCACGUCCCCCUUGGACCACUCUUUCGGUAACGGAGGGAGCCCCGCCAGCACGCAGUCCCAGGAGCUGCAGGACUUUGUGAUGAAGACUUUUAGGAAGCAUUUUGUACUGACGCUGAACGAGCUAAAGAGGCUGUUUAACCUCCACCUGGCUUCCAUGCCGGCGGGACGGAGUGUCUUCCACUCCAUCUCGGACCACAUGCUGCAGGACGCCAUACUGCUCAACCAGUGCAAACAGAUAAUGGUGCCUUUUCCUGCUCAGACCACGGCAGCCCCUGAUGAACAGAAGGUGUUUGGUUUAUGGGAGACCGGACAGGAUUUUGACAAGACCAAAGAACUACAGACUCUUCACAACCUGCUCAAACUCUUGGUACAGGACCUCACCACACGGGUCAAGAAGGUUUCCUUCUCAUUUCUACUCUGAAGCUCACCUUCUCCUGCUCAAACUGCUAACAAAUGUUUCUGCUGCUCUAAAGUCUGGUCUCCAGAACUUCCUAAAAACUCUCAAAGUCUCUUCUGCUGCAGGUUGCUUUGUAGAACUGUUGCAGAAAACCUCACUAAACCACAUGGAGGGGCCUCAAGAUAGUCGUCCAAAUGAAACCUGACAAAAACCAAACUAGUACAACCCAAACGCUAAAGUCUCCUGCAGCCUACCAGAGAAGCUCUGAGAACAGAGAAUCAGGACAGGAACUCUUACCUUCUGGACAACCAACGUUGGUUCACAAACAAGAAUACAGAAUGUGUCUGAGCAAAAACCUCUGAAGACUGAUUACAGCCAAGAUAAAGACACAACUCAGCUGGAGCAAAUCCACUAAUCGCUGCACACAUUAGCACCAUGUGCCAACUGUGGCUGAAAAACCACAUUUACCAAGACAACUAUCCAGUACAAAGCCCUAAAACACACCAAGAAACACAUUCAAGACGAUUUUACUGCUGGAAGCUGCAAGCCAACGCCUAAAUAACAAACUAAAGCAACAGAGCCAAACCCGGUUCUGUGGUGAAGGAAAGCAGAGGAAAUGUUUGUCUGCAGCUAAAUAAAGCAGGAAGACACUGAGCUGCUCAGGUGUUCCUGAUAACACCAAGCAGCCACCUGGACAGCCAAUAGGAACACAGCUUCCUGGAAGUCCAGAGGGCUGGCUUAGUCAAGGAAAUUUAGUUGAAGCAGAAAGUUAAUAAAGAAAGUUGAAAACCA
Messenger RNA from Amphiprion ocellaris (clown anemonefish), 2982 nucleotides. RefSeq names its product polymerase (RNA) III (DNA directed) polypeptide E (gene polr3e). The coding region runs from base 235 to 2214 and encodes 659 amino acids. The transcript is spliced from 20 exons. Lineage: Eukaryota; Metazoa; Chordata; Actinopteri; Pomacentridae. The record is from RefSeq and is a predicted model, not a curated record. Gene Ontology annotation, cellular component: RNA polymerase III complex; nucleus. Gene Ontology annotation, biological process: DNA-templated transcription.